Messenger RNA from Blepharisma stoltei, 2538 nucleotides. The record is from the annotation of a GenBank genome assembly. Lineage: Eukaryota; Ciliophora; Heterotrichea; Heterotrichida; Blepharismidae.
AUGGGAGGUACUUUACCAAUUCAAACUUCACCUAUCGCGAUAAUGAAUACAGUAACAGCAGAAUGCCCCAUAUGUCUAAUGCCAUAUGACUCUGACCUUGUUAUCCCAAAAAUGACCAAAUGUGGUCACACAGCAUGCUCUCACUUCCCCUUCCUUAGUGAGCAAAAUUAUUGGUAGACUCUGCUUAAACUGGCAAAAUUUUUUAUAUUAAAAUAUAAUUAAUAUCUAUUAUAAUGGAAUCUUUAACUAAAUCUAUUAAAUUUUAAUAAACAACUUGCAUUCUAAAACAUAAAUUUUUAACUUUCACAUUUUGUAAAUCGGUUUUUAAUUUGAAAACAAAUUGAUAUAAAAUUUUAAUUAUGAUUAUUUAUUGAGGUGGAGAGCCAGUGCUUAGAAAAAUUGAAGUCAGACCUAGGCUCGAUAUGCUCAAUAUGCAAAUCUCUAGAUCCAGAAAGCAUCAAAAAUCUUCCUACAAACUAUGCUUAUUUACUUACUUACUUAGGUUUUUAAAGUGUCUUCCCUCUUCCGCAGGGUGAUUUAGGCAUGCAUAGCCCACCCUUUUAAAUCCCAACUAGUGACGUCAGCAGCAAUCCUCCCUAUAUGUAGGCAUUCCAGAAGACUUCCCUUUGUCAGGCCAGAAGGUCCGUACUGGCCGCGUUGGCCUCGCCCGAACUUGACUCCUGCGCGUGUUCCGCCUAAGGGUCACCCCUCCUCGGGUGUGUCAAGCAGCAAAACCAGGUGCUUGUAGUAUCCUGGACCAAAGAAAUACCCUAUGCGGUAUUUCCAUAUUGGUGUUGUGGAUAAAUGCCCACGUGGAAAACUGAACCCUAUAAUAAUAAAAGUGAAGGAAGGAAUAGUUCUCGGAGAGAACUAAUUCCGCACUGAGCCAUUUUAUUAUUAUUCCUAUAAACUAUGCAAUAUUGCAAAUCAACGAAACUCAAUUAAAAUCAACAAUGUGUAUUACACAUGGGCUUGAAUAUGGGUGCUAUUGCAAAAAGGACAAUAAGCUUCUGUGUUGGAAUUGUGCUGAUGAGCACAUUAACCAUAAAUGUAUACCAUUGAAUAGCUCAAAAGCUGAUCGAAUCAUUGAAAAAAUUAGUAAUAAAUUUAUUAUUGAACAAGAGUUUCUUCUAAAUCUCCCCUCCGUGAGCGAACAAAAUCUUAAUCUUAAUCUUAAUUACGAGAUUAUCAGCUGCUAAGCUGUUACUUGUUAACGCAGUCACCCAGACCCGAAGGUUCCUACGCUUUGCGACUUCCGCCUACAGGACUCUGAUUUUACAGCUAGCCUAUUCUGUGGUCGUCUCUCUCCUUGCAAGCUACCACCUUGCUUCAGUGUUGAGUGAGCAGAUUUAGGAAUUCUGCGGCCUUGCUUGAGGCUGUGAGAUACGAGGUUACCCAUUCCGAAAAUUUGAAUAACAAAAUUUUCUGGUAGGGCUGUCGGCUAAAAAGGAAAUCCAAGCCCAGGACGCAACGCCUGGUAUCACGCUAGGGAGUUGCCCGAUUGAUCAGGAGAUACCUCCUGGUGCUGCUGAGCUUCCCCUUUCCAACUUGGAAGACCCUUUUUCCCCGAGGUAAAACCCUUGGUGUCAAAAUGAGCUGCGGUCGACCAAAUUCGAAGUUGCGCUCCAUUGAGCCAAGGUAAAACCCAGCCGGAUACACACUCCGAGUGCCUUUUCCCCUUCCACAAGGUCCCCGGAUGCCCGGCUACAGGUGUUGAGGAAAAGCGCUGGUUCUCCAGUCGCCAUUUUAAUAUAUAUGAGCGAACAAAAUCAUUAGAAAAAUUCCAAUUUCUGGGUAAAAAAUCACCCUCCGUAAGCGAACAAAAAAUUUAUUUAAUAUAAAAAGUUUUGUAUGAAAAAUAUUUUGAUAUAUAAAUCAUAAAUGAUAGAAUAAAAUUCCAGCUAAUUCUUUUGAAUUUUUAAUAGCUUGCAUUUUAAAACAUAAAUUCUACAAAUUAAAUUAAUUUUUAUUUUAAAUUUUUCCAAAUUGGGAUUUUUUAAAUUUAUAUGUAUAUAUUUUUUUAAAAAAUUAACCCCCUUAUGACAAAAAAUUUUUUUUGUUUGCUCACAGAGAAGAGGAGUAAAGAAAAUAGAAGACGUGGAAAAAAAUAAAUCUGAGCUACAAAAAUGCAUGCAGGAGGUCGAAAAAUGUCUGGAAGAUCAUAUAAAUGAGUUAAAUAAAGCAAGGGAUGGACUGAUUGAAAAAAUAAAUACAGCGACUAAUGAAUGCAUUAAAAAAGCUGAAAAGCAGUCAAGAAAAUCAAAGAUUUUAUUAGCAGAACAGUCUAUGCAAGCUGUUAUUAACGAGAUAAAUAUUGAAUACCACAAGAUAAUGGAGCAGAAAGAAAAAUAUGAAAAAUCCCCCAAAGAGAAAAAACUACUCGUUUCAAAAAUGAAGACAUCAAAGAGGAAAAGAUGACUACUGCCUUCAGUCACAAAGUUUUCCCACGUUCCUGAUGAGUUUAAAGGGAUGAAGAACCAUUCAGACGAUAUUUUAUGUGAGUUUGAAAAACUUUUAAAUCAAGAAGUCACGCUUUAA